AUGCCGUCUACAUUUUCCUCUGCGACUGGAAUUUCAGAAUGUUCUUCCCCACCAUUCGAAUUGAUUUUCUGGAACCGGUCCUCACAUCUCCUUGCAAACGCAACGGGCAUGGAGGAGCUGGAGGCAACUCAUCACCGGCGCUCACAGCAUGUGCAGUUUUCUCCAUCAACUUCAGUGUUCCUGGCUGUGCUCAUGACAGUCAUGGUCUUCUCCACUGUACUGGGGAACGCACUUGUUAUUCUAGCUUUUGUGGUGGAGAAAAGUUUGCGAACACAUGGCAACUUUUUCUUUCUGAAUUUAGCCAUUGCGGAUUUAUUAGUUGGAGGAUUUUGUAUUCCAGUGUACAUUCCGUAUGUGUUGACGGGCGAGUGGAGACUCGGAAGAGGGCUAUGCAAACUCUGGCUUGUAGUGGAUUAUAUGGUUUGCACUGCGUCUGUGUUCAAUAUAGUCCUCAUCAGCUUUGACAGGUUCCUGUCCGUCACCAAAGCGGUGAGCUACAGGUGUCAGAGAGUGACCUCCGCAGCAGUGCUGAAGAUGGUGAGCGUGUGGCUGGCUGCCUUCCUGCUUUACGGACCGGCUAUCAUCAGCUGGGAGCAUAUUGCCGGUGGGAGUGUGGUGCCCACUGGGGAGUGUUAUGCUGAGUUCUACUUCAACUGGUACUUCCUUAUGACUGCUUCCACAGUGGAGUUCUUCACGCCGUUCAUAAGUGUCACCUACUUCAACCUCAGCAUCUACAUCAACAUCAGGAAGCGGACUGUGGUCAGAGAUCAGCAGCCACCCAACAUGGAAUUUAGAAACUGCGAGAUGGAGUCACUUGGUGCCCGCGGUAUGAACCGCGUGUUCUUCGUCAGACCGGUUCAGACGCACACCUGCAGCGUCAAAGGCAAAGGCGCGCGCUCUCGGUGUUGUCGCUUGUCAAGCGCAAAGGUCUCCGCUGCAAUAAUUGGUGAUGCGGGCAAGGGAGGGAGACGAGACAGCGCCACUCUUGACCUCCCCCCCUUGCAAGUUGAAGAUUUGGCUCAUCAGUGUGGUCCAUCACGAUUUCUCAACGCCGAGCAAUCGUUUGAACCUUUGCGCACCCGUUCUGACGCGUCCGCCAAUCUGGCAAGCCGAUUCCGCCUCUCCAGGGAUAAGAAAGUGGCCAAGUCUUUGGCUGUCAUUGUUUGUGUUUUUGGGCUAUGCUGGGCCCCCUACACAUUACUCAUGAUAAUUCGGGCGGCGUGCCAGGGCCAAUGCGUUCAGCACUACAUGUACGAAAUCUCGUUCUGGUUAUUAUGGAUCAACUCGUCCAUCAACCCUGUUCUUUAUCCCCUGUGUCACAGUAGCUUUAAAAGGGCAUUCAGCAAACUCCUCUGUCCCAACAAGAUCAAUGUCCAGCCACAUUAUGUGGAACAAAAUGACUAG
Molecule: messenger RNA, 1404 nt
Organism: Sardina pilchardus (European sardine)
Lineage: Eukaryota; Metazoa; Chordata; Actinopteri; Clupeiformes; Clupeidae
Gene: hrh3
Product: histamine receptor H3
Exons: 3
Coding region: 1-1404 (467 amino acids)
Biological process (GO): adenylate cyclase-inhibiting G protein-coupled acetylcholine receptor signaling pathway; chemical synaptic transmission; G protein-coupled receptor signaling pathway, coupled to cyclic nucleotide second messenger
Cellular component (GO): plasma membrane; dendrite; synapse
Molecular function (GO): G protein-coupled serotonin receptor activity; histamine receptor activity; G protein-coupled acetylcholine receptor activity
Source: RefSeq, a predicted model, not a curated record